CGGCCUCUCGGCGACGCUGGCAGGAGCGUUCCGGCACCAAGAAGGGCAGCGUUGCUGGUUCUGGUUGUUAGUGGGACUGCAGGCGAUAAGUGUAUAUGGAGCGCAGUUGUCAUCAGAAGCUUGCAGAGAGCUGGGCUUCUCCAGUAACUUGCUGUGCAGUUCUUGCAACCUUCUUGGACAGUUCAGUCUGAAUCAGUUGGAUCCGUUCUGCAGGCAGUGCUGUCAAGAAGAAGCUCAGUUGGAAACUAGAAAG
This is a messenger RNA of Balearica regulorum gibbericeps (East African grey crowned-crane), 253 nucleotides long. NCBI's taxonomy places the organism in Eukaryota, Metazoa, Chordata, Aves, Gruiformes, Gruidae. The record is from RefSeq and is a predicted model, not a curated record.